GGGCUCCGACUCUCCUGCCGCUUCCCCUCCAGUUCAGCCGGGUCAGGGCCGGUCGGGUCCGGAUCGCAGAGCCUCCUUUGCUCAGUGCGGGCGCGCUCCGGGCGGGCCGGCUGUCUGGAGGAGGAGGAGGAGGAGGCUGGAGUGGGCGGAGGUCUGGCGGAGCCCCGCGGCUGCUGUCCUCCCCGACGUGGAGCGCCGCCGAGGCAGUUGUCGUCCUGCUCCGGAGCGCAGUGAGCUAGGCUGGAGACUCAAGUCCCGGCAGAGGCAGGUUGGGCUCGAGGGCCCCGCUAGAGCCGGAGGAUUGAACUGCAACCCCCCGAAACCAGCCUCCGCCAGUCCCACCUGGCUUGCAUUUACGUCACCUCCCCUCCUAGCCCGGGGAGCAGGGAAGUCCGCCGGGCUGGGCACCCGGCAGCCGUGUCCCGGUGAAGCUCCCGGGGCGGCUGGCGCGCGAUCUCAAGCAGAUGCGGGGUCCGCCGGCAGCGCAGCCAGCAGCCGCCCGACUUGCUAUGCCUCUGCGCUGCGAGAUAACCCGACAGCUCCAUGGAGUCUGAGCAGCUGUUCCAUAGAGGCUACUAUAGAAACAGCUACAACAGCAUAACAAGCGCGAGUAGCGAUGAGGAGCUCCUAGACGGGGCAGGUGCUAUUAUGGACUUUCAGACUUCUGAGGAUGACAAUUUGUUAGACGGUGACACAGCAGUCGGAACUCAUUAUACAAUGACAAAUGGAGGCAGCAUUAAUAGCUCUACACACUUGCUGGAUCUUUUGGACGAACCGAUCCCAGGUGUUGGUACAUAUGAUGAUUUCCAUACUAUUGACUGGGUUCGAGAGAAGUGUAAAGACAGAGAAAGGCACAGACGUAUCAACAGUAAAAAAAAAGAAUCAGCAUGGGAAAUGACAAAGAGUCUGUAUGACGCCUGGUCAGGAUGGCUUGUAGUCACACUGACAGGACUGGCAUCAGGAGCACUGGCUGGAUUAAUAGACAUUGCUGCUGACUGGAUGACUGACCUAAAGGAGGGCAUUUGCCUCAGCGCGUUGUGGUACAACCACGAACAGUGUUGUUGGGGGUCCAAUGAAACGACAUUCGAAGAGAGGGAUAAGUGUCCACAGUGGAAAACAUGGGCAGAGUUAAUCAUAGGUCAAGCAGAGGGCCCGGGAUCUUAUAUCAUGAACUACAUCAUGUACAUCUUUUGGGCUUUGAGUUUUGCCUUUCUUGCAGUUUCUUUGGUGAAAGUAUUUGCUCCGUAUGCCUGUGGCUCUGGAAUUCCAGAGAUUAAAACAAUUCUGAGUGGAUUCAUCAUCCGAGGUUACUUGGGAAAGUGGACUUUAAUGAUUAAAACCAUCACAUUAGUGCUGGCUGUGGCAUCAGGGCUGAGUUUAGGGAAAGAAGGCCCCCUGGUCCACGUUGCCUGUUGCUGUGGAAACAUCUUUUCCUACCUCUUUCCAAAGUACAGCACAAAUGAAGCUAAAAAGAGAGAGGUCCUGUCUGCUGCCUCCGCCGCAGGCGUCUCUGUGGCCUUUGGUGCGCCCAUUGGAGGAGUUCUUUUUAGUUUGGAGGAGGUUAGCUAUUAUUUUCCUCUGAAAACUUUAUGGAGAUCAUUUUUUGCUGCUUUGGUGGCUGCAUUCGUUUUGAGAUCCAUCAAUCCAUUUGGGAACAGCCGUCUGGUCCUUUUUUAUGUGGAGUAUCAUACACCCUGGUACCUUUUUGAACUGUUCCCUUUUAUUCUCCUAGGGGUGUUUGGAGGGCUUUGGGGAGCCUUUUUUAUUAGGGCAAAUAUUGCCUGGUGUCGUCGACGCAAGUCCACCAAGUUUGGAAAGUACCCCGUUCUCGAAGUCAUUAUUGUUGCUGCCAUUACUGCUGUGAUAGCCUUCCCCAAUCCCUACACCAGGCUCAACACCAGUGAACUGAUUAAAGAGCUGUUUACAGAUUGUGGCCCGUUGGAAUCCUCUUCUCUUUGUGACUACAGAAAUGACAUGAAUGCCAGUAAAAUUGUUGACGAUAUUCCUGACCGUCCAGCAGGCGUUGGAGUGUAUUCAGCUAUCUGGCAGUUGUGUCUAGCACUCAUAUUUAAAAUAAUAAUGACAGUAUUCACUUUUGGUAUCAAGGUUCCAUCAGGCUUGUUUAUCCCCAGCAUGGCCAUUGGAGCAAUUGCAGGGAGAAUCGUGGGGAUUGCUGUGGAGCAGCUUGCCUACUAUCACCACGACUGGUUUAUCUUCAAGGAAUGGUGUGAGGUUGGGGCCGACUGCAUCACGCCUGGGCUUUAUGCCAUGGUUGGUGCUGCUGCGUGCUUAGGUGGUGUGACAAGAAUGACUGUCUCCCUGGUGGUUAUUGUUUUUGAACUCACUGGAGGCUUGGAAUAUAUCGUUCCUCUUAUGGCUGCAGUGAUGACCAGUAAAUGGGUUGGCGAUGCCUUUGGUAGGGAAGGCAUUUAUGAAGCACAUAUCCGACUAAAUGGGUACCCUUUCCUGGAUGCAAAAGAAGAAUUCACUCAUACAACCCUGGCUGCUGACGUCAUGAGACCUCGAAGAAGUGAUCCUCCCUUAGCUGUUUUGACACAGGACAAUAUGACAGUAGAUGACAUAGAAAACAUGAUUAAUGAAACCAGCUACAAUGGCUUUCCUGUUAUAAUGUCAAAAGAAUCUCAGCGAUUAGUGGGAUUUGCCCUCAGAAGAGACCUGACAAUUGCAAUAGAAAGUGCCAGGAAAAAACAAGAAGGUAUUGUUGGCAGUUCUCGGGUGUGCUUUGCACAGCACACCCCAUCUCUUCCAGCAGAAAGUCCUCGGCCGUUAAAGCUGAGAAGCAUUCUUGAUAUGAGCCCUUUUACAGUAACAGACCACACCCCAAUGGAGAUUGUGGUGGACAUCUUCCGAAAGCUGGGUCUGAGGCAGUGCCUUGUAACUCACAACGGGAUUGUCUUGGGGAUCAUCACAAAGAAGAACAUUUUAGAGCAUCUCGAGCAACUAAAGCAGCACGUGGAGCCCUUGGCGCCUCCUUGGCAUUAUAACAAAAAAAGAUAUCCUCCGUCAUAUGGCCCAGACGGCAAACCAAGACCCCGCUUCAAUAAUGUUCAACUGAGUUCUGUAGAUGAGGAGAGAGAGGAGACAGAAGAGGAAGUUCGUUUGUUGAAUAGCACAAUUCUUUAAUAUGAGGGACUCGUCCACUUUUUUCUUCUUUAAAAAAAAAAAGGAAAGGAAAUACAAGCGGAGCUUUUGCAA
Molecule: messenger RNA, 3216 nt
Organism: Peromyscus eremicus (cactus mouse)
Lineage: Eukaryota; Metazoa; Chordata; Mammalia; Rodentia; Cricetidae
Gene: Clcn3
Product: chloride voltage-gated channel 3
Exons: 14
Coding region: 544-3144 (866 amino acids)
Biological process (GO): transmembrane transport; chloride transport
Cellular component (GO): early endosome; Golgi apparatus; synaptic vesicle
Molecular function (GO): voltage-gated chloride channel activity
Source: RefSeq, a predicted model, not a curated record